Messenger RNA from Prinia subflava (tawny-flanked prinia), 3090 nucleotides. It is a transcript of the gene MERTK, whose product is annotated as MER proto-oncogene, tyrosine kinase. Gene Ontology annotation, molecular function: ATP binding; protein binding; transmembrane receptor protein tyrosine kinase activity. Gene Ontology annotation, biological process: positive regulation of kinase activity; nervous system development; cell surface receptor protein tyrosine kinase signaling pathway. The record is from RefSeq and is a predicted model, not a curated record. Gene Ontology annotation, cellular component: plasma membrane; signaling receptor complex. Bases 139 to 3036 code for a protein of 965 amino acids. The transcript is spliced from 19 exons. NCBI's taxonomy places the organism in Eukaryota, Metazoa, Chordata, Aves, Passeriformes, Cisticolidae.
UCCCGCGCUCGGGGCCGCUGCCGGUCCUGCGCCUGGUGUCGGUGGCGGAGUGGUGCCCUGCCAGCCUUGUUCCCGGUGGCGGAGCGGUGCAGUCCCGGUGGCGGAGCGAGGCGGUGGCGCUGGCUGUGCUGGCGGGCGAUGGGCGGCGGGCGCUGGGCGCUGCUCUGGGCGCUGCUGGCGGCCCUGCGCCCGCCCCGCGGAGGAGCCGAGGAUGCUGACGGAGAAGGAGGUGUGAGGCUGUACCUGUCAGCACAUUCCCGGCGUUCCCAGCGGAGCCUGCUCGGCCACUGGCCCCACUGGAGCACCAGGGAGGAGCCCCCAGGCAGCUCUGUGAGACAGCUCAGCUUCAAUCCCACGGUGCGACAUGUGGUCAUCAACGAGCACAAGGACGUCACCUUCAACUGCUCCAUCAAAGUGCCUCAGGAGCUGCUCCGGCCCGAUGCCCCAGGAAUUUCCCUCUGGAAAGACGGGCAGGAGCUGCACGUGCUGGAUCGCAUCGCCAGCAGCCACUUUGAGAUCCCCGAUGAGGAGGAGGUGGCCAUGACCUCCACCUUCAGCAUCCUUGGUGCCCAGCGCUCAGAUAACGGUUCCUAUGUCUGCAAACUCAACAUCUCGGGCGUGGAGGUGGUGUCUGAUCCCAUCCUGGUGCAGCUGGAAGGUCUCCCCCACUUCAUCCGUCAGCCUGAGCAGCUGAAUGUCACCAGGAACAGCCCCUUCAACCUGACUUGCCAGGCUGUGGGACCUCCAGAGCCUGUGGAGAUCUACUGGUUCCAGAACAACAUCCAGGUCAACCAGAAACCCCACAUCUCCCCAUCAGUCCUGACUGUGCCAGGACUCAACAAGCCGGCGCUGUUCAGCUGCGAGGCCCACAACAGCAAAGGCCUGACUGCGUCCAGCCCGGGCCUGGUCAACAUCAAAGGAAUUCCAUCAGCUCCCGUCAGUGUGCAGGUUGUCAACAGGACAGCCCAUGGAAUCAGGAUAUCUUGGGUGCCAGGCUUUGAUGCCUUCUCUGCCUUUAACAGCUGCAGUGUCCAGGUCAAGGAAGUUGUUCCAAGAGGCAACGUCUCCCUUCAACCCUUCCACACCUCGGUGCCUCCCCACAUGUAUCACAUCCAGCAGCUGGAGCCCAUGGAAGAGUACAACAUCCGUGUUUCCUGCGGGAAUGAGGUUGGCUGGUCGGCAUUCAGUCCCUGGAUAACGGCCAGCACCACCGAGGGAGCUCCGACCACGCCGCCAUUGAACGUCACAGUGUCCUUCAAUGAAUCCAGCUCCUCACUGGAGAUCCGCUGGGUGAAGCCACCCCUGGAGAGGAUCCAUGGGGAGCUCCAGGGCUACCACCUCUGGUACAGGUGGCACAACUCCGAGGGCAUGGAGAUCAUCUCCGACGAGGCCUGGCUGAACGGCAGUGUGGCCGUGCUGCCUGUGGUGGCCACCAACGCCACCUGCUCCAUCCGUGUGGCCGCUGUCACCAAGGGGGGAGUAGGACCUUUCAGCAUUCCUGUGGAGAUCUUCAUCCCUGCCAGUGGAUUAAUAACCUCAGCCCCCUCUUCGACUCCAGCCUCUGGGAAUGUUGACUCCUUUGUCAUAGCCCUGGGAUUUAUCUGUGGGACAAUUGCUGUUGGAGUCCUCCUCUGCUUGUCCGUGGUCAUCCAGAAACGAUGCGUGGAGACAAAAUAUGGAAAUGCUUUCAGCAGGAAUGACUCGGAGCUGGCAGUGAACUACACAGCCAAGAAGUCCUACUGCCGGAGAGCCGUGGAACUGACCUUGGGAAGCCUGGGUGUCAGCAGGGAGCUCCAGCAGAAGCUGCAGGAUGUUGUCAUGGACAGAAAUGCCCUGAGCCUGGGAAAGGUCCUGGGAGAGGGGGAGUUUGGAUCCGUGAUGGAGGGACGGCUCAGCCAGCCCGAAGGGCCUCCACAGAAGGUGGCUGUGAAGACCAUGAAGUUGGAUAACUUUUCCCAAAGGGAGAUCGAAGAGUUCCUCAGCGAAGCAGCGUGCAUGAAGGACUUUGACCAUCCCAAUGUCAUCAAGCUCCUCGGGGUGUGCAUCGAGCUGAGCUCCCUGCAGGUGCCCAAGCCCAUGGUGAUACUGCCAUUCAUGAAAUACGGAGACUUGCACAGCUUCCUGCUCCGCUCCCGGCUGGAAAUGGCCCCCCAGUUUGUGCCCCUGCAGACCCUGGUGAAGUUCAUGGUGGACAUUGCCCUGGGCAUGGAAUACCUGAGCAGUCGGAACUUCCUUCACAGGGACUUGGCAGCUCGGAAUUGCAUGCUGCGGGAUGACAUGACGGUGUGUGUGGCAGACUUCGGGCUCUCCAAGAAGAUCUACAGCGGGGAUUACUAUCGGCAGGGCCGCAUUGCCAAGAUGCCGGUCAAGUGGAUCGCCCUCGAGUCCCUGGCUGACCGUGUCUAUACCACCAAGAGUGACGUGUGGGCAUUUGGCAUUACCAUGUGGGAGAUUGCCACGCGCGGGAUGACGCCGUACCCAGGGGUGCAGAACCACGAGAUCUAUGAGUACCUCUUCCAUGGGCAGCGCCUGAAGAAACCCGAGGAUUGCCUGGAUGAGCUGUAUGAAAUAAUGUCUGAGUGCUGGAGAGCCGACCCUGCCACUCGCCCCACUUUCUCCCAGCUCAAAGUCCAGCUGGAGAAGCUGCUGGAAAACCUGCCCAGCACCAAGGCAUGCGGGGAUGUAAUCUACAUCAACACCGGCCUUCCCGAGCAGAGCCCAGACUCCACGCAGGAUUCGGGCUUCCCACAAGCGGACUCCGAUUUGGACACCGGGGAGGUGUCGGAGCCUGGCUCUCCCAGUGCAGAGGCAGCACUGGUGGCUGUGGAUGUGCAUCCCAGCGAGCCGUGGGACUCCAGGUACGUUGUGGAGGAGCAGCUCGGUGGCCCUGUGGAGGAGCCCUAUGUGCCACUGCUUCCCUGCCAGGGCUUGGAACCGGGGAGCCGAUGGAGCCAGGCCAGCACUUUGCCAGCAUCGGAGCGGCUAUGUGCUGGGAGCUGUGGAGAGGACUCAGAAAUGCCAUUGGGAACAGUGUGAGUGCCACCAUGGCAAGGACACAGAGGGAAUAUUUUAAUAAAGAGUUGUCUCUUA